Messenger RNA from Penicillium macrosclerotiorum, 1107 nucleotides. RefSeq lists its product as uncharacterized. The record is from RefSeq and is a predicted model, not a curated record. NCBI's taxonomy places the organism in Eukaryota, Fungi, Ascomycota, Eurotiomycetes, Eurotiales, Aspergillaceae. The coding region runs from base 1 to 1107 and encodes 368 amino acids. The transcript has a single exon. Gene Ontology annotation, cellular component: membrane.
AUGGAGCGCCCUCCAAGCAUUUCCCUCGUGGAUAAUACCCUCCCCUCAGCGCAGCAGCCCACGAGUAGCAGCUCCUCGCGACAAGCCUCCACUGUCGGCCGUCAAAGCAGUUUGACGAAACAUCUUAGCCACGCAUCGGUCUCCGGGAAGCGGGCUCAAAGAAAAUACGCAAAAUGGCAACCAGAUAAACUCGGCAUCCCGACCGACACCGAUGCCGAACGCUCCUUGAGCCGGGAGUCGUCACGCGUGCGCGGGUCCAUAUCGGCAGCAAGCUCGGGGGGAGAGGCUAGCAGGCAGUCAUCGCACCAAGGAACGGCGGGCGAGAACCCGGCAAGCGCAGAGAUAGAUAUAGAUGUGGCCGAUUUCGCACCGAGCACCACAAACGAGACGUCGCAAUCCGCCAGCGCGGGCCAGAACCCAGUUCUCACCGGAGACUCGAAGGCCAUCUCAGAACUAGACAUUCUCUACGAGAACCAGCGUGGGUGGUUUUUUUUCGGCGUCCCGCUCUACUCUCACAGCUCCCUCCUUAAUUUCGACCCCAGCGCUUGGAUGACCCAAGACCGCCGCGACAGCCCCGUCAACAUCACCAAUGCCCAGGUCCCCGACCCAAGCUGGGAAUGGGCCUGGCGGACAUGGUACGUGGAUAUGUCGGGCGAUGUCGACGAGCAGGGCUGGCAGUAUUCAUUCUCGUUCAAGUCGUCCCAGUGGCACGGGACGCACCCCUGGUUUCACUCCUUCGUCCGGCGGCGGCGCUGGGUUCGAUUGCGAUCAAAGGUCCAAGACAAGCGACACCGGGGACGAUCCGAUUUCGAAAGGGCCCACAUGUUGACUGAGGACUAUUUCACUAUCCACUCGCGGGCUCGCAGCCGUGACCAGAGCGCUACGGGCUUGUCGCGCGUGGAGUCCGGGUUUUUGAGUCGUGUGAGCACGAAGGUGGAUGAGCAGGUCCAUCUCGAGGAGAUUGGCGACAUACCAGCCCUGAUGCGCGAACUGAGGCUGGCCUCUAUUGACCGAGAGAGAAUUGAUGCGCUGAAGAGGUUUGUUCAGGAUGGAGGCGAGGAGCUGUAUUACCUGAACGCCAAGGUGAGUUCUGCGAAUGCGCCGUGA